Molecule: messenger RNA, 6594 nt
Organism: Cyprinodon variegatus (sheepshead minnow)
Lineage: Eukaryota; Metazoa; Chordata; Actinopteri; Cyprinodontiformes; Cyprinodontidae
Gene: taf1
Product: TATA-box binding protein associated factor 1
Exons: 41
Coding region: 313-6270 (1985 amino acids)
Biological process (GO): transcription by RNA polymerase II; RNA polymerase II preinitiation complex assembly; DNA-templated transcription initiation
Cellular component (GO): transcription factor TFIID complex
Molecular function (GO): RNA polymerase II general transcription initiation factor activity; TBP-class protein binding; DNA binding
Source: RefSeq, a predicted model, not a curated record
UUGACGUUUCCGGUCGUAGGGCGCUUCGCUGGGUAAAAAAAAAAAAAAAAAAAACAUUUCGCAUUUAAUAAGCGUUUUUGAUGUUUUUGGUGAAUCUCAAUAAGACUAUUGUUUUUUAUCUGGCAGGUUUAACGUAGCCACGUUGUAAAACAUGCAUAUUAACGCGGCCCUUUGAUCUCACGAGUUGCAGGUUUUUGGUUUAAAGUAGCAUUAGCUAACUGUUUUCGCUUAGCUCCCGGUGUUGGCAUGCAUUGAAUAUACAGAUCUGGCUUUAACCGGGACUUAAACAAUCUAAAGAAAAGUCAGAGAAGGAUGUCUGAUUCAGACAGCGAUGAAGACCAGGAUCGUCCCUUUUCCAUCACUGGCUUCCUGUUUGGAAACAUCAAUGAAGAUGGGCAGUUAGAAGGGGACAGUGUUCUGGACAAUGAGUCCAAGAAGCAUCUCGCUGGUUUGGGGAACUUGGGUCUGGGGUCCCUCAUCACCGAGCUUACUGCCACCGACAAUGAGGAAAAGGAGGAAAACAGAGAACCUGUCAGCGUGGAUUCAGAAGGUUGGGUGAAAAGCACCGAUGAUGCAGUGGACUACUCUGACAUCAGUGAGGUUGCUGAGGAUGAGACUAAAAAGUACCGUCAGGCGAUGGGGUCUUUGCAGCCCAGCAGGAAAACAGACGAUGAGGAUGAUUAUGAUGCUGACUGUGAGGACAUCGACUCGAAGCUUAUGCCUCCUCCACCGCCUCCAAGUCUUUCUACUCCAGUUAAGAAGGAGGAAUCUCCCACCAGUACAAAUGUCGGUGAAGACGGCGAUGGCAUCAUCCUGCCCUCCAUUAUCGCGCCCUCCUCCACUGCCGAUAAAGUAGAUUUCAGCAGCUCUUCGGACUCCGAGUCAGAAACCGACCGACCCUGCCAGGGCUCUGGCGUUUUGGGACCCCCAGACAGACUCAACCUUCCUCUUGCUGGCAUCAUGCAGAAGGAUGCUGCCAAGGCAUUGCCGAGUGUCACGCAACUCUUUCCAGAGUUUAAGCCUGGCAAGGUCCUGAGGUUUUUACGACUGUUUGGUCCUGGAAAGAACAUGCCUUCGGUUUGGAGGAGCGCCCGCAGGAAAAAGAAGCGUAAACACAGGGACCCUCAGCCUGGGACGCCUCCACCAGAGGAAGACACCUUAGAACAAAGUCUGGAGAAAAGGUCUGGGUGGAUCUAUGAGUACGCGCUCCCUCCACCUCCAGAGCAGUGUCUCUCUGAUGAUGAGAUAACAAUGAUGGCUCCGGUGGAGUCGAAGUUCUCCCAGACGUCUGGCGAUGCAGACAAAGAGACCGAAUCUCGACCGAAAGUAGCAGAAUGGAGAUACGGUCCGGCCCAGCUGUGGUACGACAUGCUGGGCGUACCCGAGGACGGAAGCAACUUCAACUACGGGUUUAAACUCAAAGAAGAUAAUCUGAGUGAGACAGACGAGCAGGAUCUGCCUAUAGAAACAACAGAACCUCCUCGGGAGGCUCAGAAGGAGGAUAACGUGGAUGCUGAAGGCGACGAUGAUGAUGAGGAUGAUGAUGGAGAUAGAGUGAGGCGGGCUCUGGAGAAUGAGCUCUUCCUCAUGGUCACCCAGCUCCAAUGGGAGGACGAUAUUAUUUGGAACGGAGAAGAUGUGAAGCACAAGGGCACCAAGACUCAGAGAGCCAGCUUGGCAGGAUGGCUCCCGUCCAGCAUGACCCGGAAUGCUAACGCUUAUAAUGCACAGCAGGGUCUGACCCGCAGCAACUCUCAGCUUGUCCCACCAACACCUUUGCCCAUUCCCAAAGCUCCAUCAAUCUCUGGCUCCAAGCGGGAAAAAGGCAGCCAUGAUAAUCAAGCCUCUAUGGAAGAAGACUGUUCGUGGUUCUCCAUUUUUCCCAUCGACAACGAAGAGUUGGUGUACGGUCGCUGGGAGGAUAACAUCAUCUGGGAUGACCAGGAGAUGGACCACCUCCUCAUGCCGCCUGUUCUCACUCUGGAUCCCAACGAUGAGAAUAUCAUUCUAGAAAUUCCAGAUGAAAAGGAAGAGACGACAUCUCACUCCCCGUCCAAGGAGAAUAAGAAGGAGACGGCGAUCAAGAAGAGUCGCAUUCUGCUGGGGAAGACUGGCGUGAUAAAAGACGAGCCACAACAGAACAUGUCUCAACCUGAAGUUAAAGAUCCUUGGAACCUGUCCAACGACGAGUUCUACUACCCGAAGCAGCAGGGCCUCAGAGGAACCUUUGGUGGCAACAUCAUUCAGCACUCCAUCCCAGCCCUUGAGCUGAGACAGCCCUUCUUCCCCACUCACAUGGGUCCAAUGAAGCUUCGGCAGUUCCACCGACCAGCCCUGAAGAAAUACUCUUUUGGAGCCAUAGCACAACCGGGUCCUCAUGCGGUCCAGCCUCUGCUCAAACACAUAAAGAAGAAAGCAAAGAUGCGAGAGCAAGAGCGGCAGGCAUCCGGCGGUGGAGACAUGUUCUUCAUGCGAACCCCGCAGGACUUGACAGGCAAAGACGGAGAUCUGAUCCUGGCUGAGUACAGCGAGGAGUACCCACCUCUCAUCAUGCAGGUUGGCAUGGCAACCAAAAUCAAAAACUACUACAAAAGGAAACCUGGGAAAGAUCCUGGGGCCCCGGACUGUAAAUAUGGGGAGACGGUAUACUGCCAUACCUCCCCUUUCCUGGGAUCUCUGCAUCCUGGUCAGCUUCUUCAGGCUUUUGAAAACAACCUCUUCCGUGCCCCAAUCUACCUGCACAAGAUGCCUGAGACUGAUUUCUUAGUCAUACGAACUCGACAUGGCUACUACAUCAGGGAGCUUGUUGACAUUUUUGUUGUUGGACAGGAGUGCCCCUUAUUUGAAGUUCCAGGUCCAAAUUCCAAACGUGCCAACACCCACAUAAGAGAUUUCCUACAGGUGUUCAUUUACCGCCUGUUCUGGAAGAGCAAAGACAGGCCACGGAGAAUCCGCAUGGAGGACAUAAAGAAAGCUUUCCCCUCACACUCAGAGAGCAGCAUCAGGAAGCGACUCAAACUGUGCGCCGACUUUAAACGUACAGGUAUGGACUCCAACUGGUGGGUGCUGAAGCCAGACUUCAGGUUGCCCACAGAGGAGGAAAUCAGAGCCAUGGUUUCUCCAGAACAGUGCUGUGCUUAUUACAGCAUGCUGGUCGCAGAGCAGAGGCUUAAGGACGCUGGAUAUGGGGAGAAGUCUUUCUUUGCUCCAGAAGAGGAGAAUGAAGAGGACUUUCAAAUGAAGAUUGACGAUGAGGUGCGGACAGCUCCCUGGAACACAACCAGGGCCUUCAUCUCUGCCAUGAAAGGCAAGUGUCUGCUGGAAGUCACUGGAGUUGCAGAUCCCACAGGAUGUGGCGAAGGUUUCUCUUACGUGAAAGUGCCAAACAAGCCCACUCAACAAAAGGACGACAAAGAGCCGCAGCCUGCUAAAAAGACAGUGACAGGAACGGAUGCCGACCUCAGGAGGCUUUCUUUGAAGAACGCCAAGCAGCUGCUUCGAAAAUUUGGUGUCCCUGAGGAAGAGAUCAAGAAACUUUCCCGUUGGGAGGUUAUUGAUGUGGUGAGAACCAUGUCCACAGAGCAGGCCCGUUCAGGUGAGGGUCCAAUGAGCAAGUUUGCCAGAGGUUCUCGUUUCUCCGUCGCCGAACACCAGGAGCGCUACAAGGAGGAGUGCCAGAGGAUCUUUGACUUGCAGAACAAAGUGCUGGAGUCCACAGAGGUGUUGUCCACAGACACAGACAGCAGCUCGGCUGAAGACAGUGAUUUUGAGGAGAUGGGUAAGAACAUCGAGAACAUGCUGCAGAAUAAAAAGACCAGCUCGCAGCUUUCCCGCGAGAGGGAGGAGCAGGAGAGGAAGGAACUGCAGAGGAUGCUUCUGGGCGAGGAGAGCGAUCGUGACAACAAGGGACGCAAGGAACAUCGCAAAGGCUUGUCCAGUGCCUUGUCCACCGGCUCCCACAAAGACGACGACACCUCCUCCGUCACCAGCCUGAACUCGUCGGCUACGGGACGUCGACUCAAGAUCUACCGCACCUUCAAGGACGAGGAUGGCAAAGAGUACGUUCGCUGUGAGACGGUUCGUAAAGCUGCCGUCAUCGACGCUUACACCAGGAUCAGAACCACCAAGGAUGACGAGUUUAUACGAAAGUUUGCCCUUUUCGACGAGCAGCACAGAGAGGAGAUGAGGAAGGAGCGGCGGCGUAUUCAGGAGCAGCUCAGGAGGCUGAAGAGAAACCAGGAGAAGGACAAGUUCAAAGGUCCGCCGGAGAAGAAGUCCAAGAAGGUCAAGGAGAGACCAGACCUCAAGGUAAAACUGAAGUGCGGAGCUUGUGGAGCCAUCGGACACAUGAGGACCAACAAAUUCUGCCCACUGUACUACCAAAACAACGCCCCGCCAUCUAACCCUGUCGCCAUGACGGAGGAGCAGGAGGAGGAGCUGGAAAAGACCGUGAUCCACAACGACAACGAGGAGCUCAUCAAGGUGGAGGGCACUAAGAUUGUGCUUGGGAAGCAGCUGAUUGAGAGCGCUGACGAGGUGCGCAGAAAGUCCCUGGUGCUCAAGUUUCCCAAGCAGCAGCUACCACAGAAGAAGAAAAGACGCGUCGGCAGUGCGGCCCAUUGUGAUUACCUCAAUAAACCCCAUAAGGCCAUCCAUCGCAGACGCACUGACCCCAUGGUGACGCUGUCCUCUGUGCUGGAGGGAAUCAUCAACGACAUGCGGGAUCACCCCAACACGUACCCUUUCCACACACCGGUCAACGCCAAGGUGGUCAAGGAUUACUAUAAGAUCAUCAACCGGCCCAUGGACCUUCAGACGCUGAGGGAGAACGUACGGAAGCGGAUGUAUCCGUCCAGGGAGGAAUUCCGUGAGGCGGUUGAGCUGAUCGUCAAAAACAGCGCAACCUACAAUGGAGCGAAACAUCCAAUAACGCAAGUAGCACAGUCCAUGCUGGACCUGUGUGACGCUAAACUCAAAGAGAAGGAGGAUCGGCUGGUGAGGCUGGAGAAGGCAAUCAACCCCCUUCUGGAUGACGACGACCAGGUGGCCUUCUCCUUCAUCCUGGACAACAUUGUCACUCAGAAAAUGAUGGUGGUUCCUGAUUCAUGGCCGUUUCACCAUCCUGUCAAUAAAAAGUUUGUGCCGGAUUAUUAUAAGGUCAUUGUAAAUCCCAUGGAUCUGGAGACAAUCCGGAAGAACAUCUCCAAGCAUAAAUACCAGAAUCGGGAAACUUUUCUUUCAGAUGUCAGUCUCAUCCACACCAACAGCAGCAAAUACAACGGUCCAGACAGUCCUUACACCAAGACCGCCCUGGAGAUCAUUAGUGUGUGCAAAGGGACGCUAGCAGAGUACGACGAGCACCUGACCCAGCUAGAAAAGGACAUCUCUACGGCUAAGGAGGCAGCUCUGGAUGCAGCAGAGCUGGAGAGUCUGGACCCCAUGACGCCUGGGCCUUACACCCCCCAGCCUGCUGAUCUGUUUGACAGCGUGGCUUCAGGGAGUCUACCCAGAGAGUCUAGCAGCCUUUUCUCUGAGGGACCUCUGCUGGUUGCUCCAGAGAAGAGAGGGGGGCAGGGACGACACAUCAGGAGACCUGGAGAGGAGGACUCUGAUGUGGACAUUGAGGGCUUCGAGGAGGAAGAUGAUGGCAAACCCAAAACCCCUGCCCCUGCAGAGGAUGCUGAUGGAGAUCUAGAGGAUGAAGACGAUGAAGAGAUGCUGUUGCCACCUCGCAGGCGGCAGCACGACCACGAAGCGGAGGAUGACGACGAUGAGCGUGGGAGGUCCAGCCAUCCGGCCCAGUCCAGCGUCCUGUAUCAGGACCUGCUCAUGUCUGACGUAGAGGACGACGCCAGCGACGAAGAAGGGGACAACCCGUUCUCCGGUAUUCAGCUGUCGGAGAGUGGCAGCGACUCGGAAAGGGAGGUGGAUAUCCGGCCUGCACCCCCACGGAGAGCUCAGGACACGGCCCGCAUGGGCAUGGAGCAGGAUGAGAGCAUGAUGUCGUAUGAAGGGGUUGGCAACGAACACAUGGAAGACAGCAACAUUAGCUACGGCAGCUAUGAGGAGACGGAGAGUCGCAGUCAAAUGCAGGCAUCCAGCAUGGGCAACGGAGAAGAGUAUGGCAUCAGUGAAGAGGAGGAGGACGAAGAGGAUGAGGCGCGGAGAAGAGGCCCAGCUGUCCUGUCCCAAGUCCCGCUCAGUGAAGACGAAGACAGUGAAGAGUUUCGAUCCAUCGGAGGAGACAGUGACAUGGACUCUGAUAAUUAGUGAGCAGAGAAUCCUUAGUUUCUCUGCUAAAAGCUUUAAACAAACAUUUUGUACAUAAUUAUUGUUUACUGCUGCCGUUGUAGAAACCUUUUAGCGGCUCGUUGUAAAUUAAAGCUUUUUCCUUUUUUAUGUAAACUGAUUAAUAACAGUGAAUCUUGCUCAUUUUUCUGCUGGUUUAACUCUAUGAUGUGCACAGCAGCUAUUGGAUGCUUCUAAACUGCAGACGAGCAGAAAACUAGUUAUAAAGAAGUAAAUAAAUGUGUAAAAAUACAGACAUUGCUGCCAAAAAUAAAACUUCACUUCCUCCUUGGUUGGGAGUUUGAU